AUGGGGGUGAUUGGUAGUUGCUUAAAUUUUGGUGGUGAAGCUGGUGACAGUGAACUUCCUCGAAGGACAUUCGAGCGUCAUAGUGGAACUGGCAGAGAGGGUGACAUCAAAAGCGAAGAAGCUGGUCGUGGAAAUUGGGGAACACCAGGAGAAGAAGUUGUUGUUGUGGAGACUGAAGAAGUUGCUGGUGUUGAGACUGAGAAGCCUGCUGGUGAUGAGGUUGCUGCUGAUGCUAACAAGAAGAACACUGCUGAAGUGGAGGAGCAGAAAGAGUCUGAAGAUAAGGAAAUGACUCUGGAUGAGUAUGAGAAAAUACUUGAGGAGAAGAGAAAAGCCCUUCAGCCUCAGAACAACUCUGAAAGGAAAGUUGAUACUAAAGUGUUUGAAUCAAUGCAAAAACUCUCAAACAAGAAGAAGUCCGAUGAAAUCUUCAUCAAGUUGGGUUCUGAUAAGGAAAAACACAAAGAUGACAAAGAAGACAAGGCUAAGAAGGCUGUUAACAUCAACGAGUUUUUGAAACCAGGUGAGGGUGAGAACUACUACCGAGGAGGAGGUCGUGGUGGUCGUGGAAGGGGACGUGGUGGUCGUGGUGGUCGUGGAAGGGGACGUGCUUCUGGUGGUGGAUUUGAUGGUUACCGUAGUGAAGCUGCGCCUGCCAUUGGAGAUACUGCUCAGUUCCCAUCUCUUGGGGGCAAGUAG
Messenger RNA from Brassica oleracea var. oleracea, 699 nucleotides. Its product is annotated as plasminogen activator inhibitor 1 RNA-binding protein-like. Gene Ontology annotation, molecular function: RNA binding. The record is from RefSeq and is a predicted model, not a curated record. Gene Ontology annotation, cellular component: nucleus; cytoplasm. Lineage: Eukaryota; Viridiplantae; Streptophyta; Magnoliopsida; Brassicales; Brassicaceae.